Molecule: messenger RNA, 3531 nt
Organism: Cygnus olor (mute swan)
Lineage: Eukaryota; Metazoa; Chordata; Aves; Anseriformes; Anatidae
Gene: C1QTNF6
Product: C1q and TNF related 6
Exons: 3
Coding region: 141-920 (259 amino acids)
Molecular function (GO): protein binding
Source: RefSeq, a predicted model, not a curated record
AGCUGGGCCCCGCCAGCCCUCCCUCCCUCCUUCCCUUCCUCCCUCCCUCCCUCCCUCCCUCCCCGCGCUGCUAACCAGGAGCAGCUGAGGAUAACACAAAACCCAGCACGGGACCCCUCCGGAGGGGUGCGGAGGUCACCAUGGACAUAAUUUACCUGCGCACACCCCUGGCCUUCCUUCUCCUCCCUCUUGUUGUCCUUGGGGCACCCACUGAUGAACCCAGCCUCACAGAACCUGCCCCUGGUGCUUGCAGGCGCUGCUGUGACCCGCUGGACUCUUCCACGGAUGCCUCACCUCACCCUCCCAGCCACCGCCACCUGCCCUACCCAAUGCCAGAGGUGCGUCCCUAUAUCAACAUCACCAUACUGAAGGGAGAGAAAGGAGACCGGGGAGAGCCUGGGAUGCCAGGGAAAUGGGGCAAAGAAGGGCCACGAGGAGAGAGAGGUGCCCAGGGCCAGAAAGGCAGCAAAGGACAGAUGGGCACAGCAGGGGACUCCUGCAAGCACCAGUACGCUGCGUUCUCCGUUGGUCGCAAGAAAGCCCUGCACAGCAGCGAGGGCUUCCAGGUCUUGAUCUUCGACACUGUCUUCGUCAACCUCUACAGCCACUUUGACAUGUUCAAUGGCAAGUUCUACUGCUCUGUAGGUGGCCUGUACUAUUUCAGCCUCAAUGUCCACACCUGGAACUUCAAGGAGACCUACAUGCACAUCAUGCACAAUGAAGAAGAGGCAGUCAUCUUGUACGCCCAACCCAGUGACCGCAGCAUCAUGCAGAGCCAGAGCCUCAUGCUGGAGCUUCAGGAAAAUGAUGAGGUCUGGGUGAGGCUCUACAAGCGGGAGCGGGAGAAUGCCAUUUACAGUGAUGAUGUCGAUGUGUACAUCACCUUCAACGGGUACCUGGUCAAGCCCAGCCUUGACUAAUUGCCUCUCUUCCUUCCCAAGGCCUCUCUGGCCUUCUUCUUCUUCCUCUCUCUCUCUUUACCGCCCGCAACCACUGCAAAUCACUUGGAAAUGAGCCUGUCAAGUCUCAGGCAUUGAGUGUGAAACUUGCCACACUGUCUCCCACCUCACACUCUCUCGCAGCCAGGCCUGUAUCUGUGCAUUUACAGUGGGACACUACCAUCUCUCACCCCUCACCUUAUGACCCCAGCUUAAGUUAAUGGCUUGUUCUAAAUCUGCCAGUGGGAUGUGGCUGGCAUUUAGGGUCCUAGAGUUAAAGCUAAGAUGUUGCCUCUGGGAACGUGUCCCUCCUUGGGACUUCCUACACGAAAGGCUCCCAUAGAAAGGGCUAAAAAGUUCCCACUGCCCAGGUGCAUCCUGGCUUCUCUCUAUCCUGACUAGAUAUGCCAGUUUUACAGCCUGAAACAUGGCCCUAAUGUCAGCAUUCACACCCGUAGUGUGUUGAGUAGACUGGGGUCUGCUGGUCUCCUGUAGCACAAGGAAGAUGUAGGAGCGGUGAGAGAAGAUACUGUCUUUCCAAAAAGAAGUCUGUUGGCCUUCCAAAGUAUGUCAUUGACUUUCUGUAGACGCAAUUUUGGGUCACAGAGCCCUCAGGUUAUGGCCCUAGCUUCAGGGCCCCGUGGCCCUUCCCCAGUGUAGGCUGGCUGUAAAAUGGUGGCCUGGUGGGACAGUCCUCCGCUGUGUCACCCCUAGCUCUUUGAAGAGAAAGGGGCCAGACACAUCCAGAUGCUUCAGAGUCAUUUGCCAUUGAAGCAGGAGAGCCCACCACUCUGUUCCCACUGGGGAUCACAAGCACAGAACGAGAGAGAGAGAGAACCCUGCCAAAACUCCCUCCCAAACCCCUGCUCGGUCUCAGUUCUCCAGCUCUGGGAAGCCAAGACCAGUCCAGACAGUGUUUUCCCUUCCCCAGGUGCAGACUGAACCUGAUUCUGCUCACUUCUGCAGCAGGGGUGCUCCCAUGGCCCUGGCUCCUGCAUGUCAUUAUGUCAGUCCUCCUGAAGGUGGUUCUCUCACAUUGGCGUUGAGGGACUGCUGUUUCAGGGCCUGAGCUGCACGCUGCAAGACCAAUUGCAGUUAAACCAUGGUUCCAAACCUGGGCGGGUUGGCACCUCUUUGCCUCUCUGUUGGAAAAGAACUAGAGGCAAAGCAGUGGCGUGAAAGGAGGCGAGACUUCAGCACCUUGUCCCAGUAUUAAAAGCCUCCCUGCCACAUGUUCUGUGCCCUUUUCUGGCAAUCUCAUUAGAGCAACUAAGAAAAACAUGUGGCUAAAACAAACCCUCACUUGUCAGGUUGGAUAUGUUGCAGUUGGAAAGGAUGCCAGAGGUAGGAUUUUCUACUACCAUUUGUUCUGGCCUCACUCACAUCCUGCUCGGGGUGUGAUGGUUUUUGGGGGGGGUCGGGUGAGACUGACUCAGCACUUUGGGAAAAUCACUUCCAUGAGUUUUGAUGCUGCCACAAAUUGCAGUGCCAAAAGUUGUCUUUUUUUUUAUAUAUUAUUAUUAUUUGAGUCUCAGGACAGGACAAGCAGGAGAAACUAUUUCUCCUCUGCCCAUCGCUGAUAAUGAAGUCUUCUGACUUAUGCUUCCAUGGCCUUAUGGUUAGCCAUGGUCUCUGUCUAUGGCACCUGUGACUACCAGAGCUCUCCGUUAGGAGAUACAAAACAAAUUAUUAUAUUAGGACUCGGUCAGGUACACUCAGCCCAGGAUGGCAAAGGUACAGGGUCACAGGCUAAAUAUUAAAAAAUCACUUGAGAGAAUUGCAGGACAUUUUCUCUCUUGCCCUGCUUACUUACCCUCCCUGCUUUGCUAAGGAAGCUGUGCAGACUGGAAUGAGUUUUAGGCACUUUCUGCCCCUGAUCCUCCCCACUGCUGUCACUGAGGCAAUGUGUAUAAAAAUGUGGUUUCGCUGAGGCAAAGCCAGGUCUUUCCCAGGGAACCACGUGAUGAUGGGAUCAUGGGAACGGAAGGAAACCGAGUUUCUUCCUUUCCCUUAGCAGGUCAGUGUGUGAAACUGCUCAGAGACAGGAUUCCAGGCAGUGGCGAAGAAGCAACAUGCUGGAGGUGAUGCUCAGGACUGAAUCCCUUUCUCUCUUCCUAAGCCACAGGCUGCAAACCCAGAUAUUGUGUAUUUAGAGUGCCCCGUGUCUCCCUGAAGAGAAGCAAGCCUCUAUAACACUGAAUAUCUCCAGAAACAAGCUUCUUUCUUCCUCCUUUUCUGUAUUUUUUGUUUGUUUUUGUUUUUUACUUACAGUGACAGGUCUCAUGUCUACCCAUGAGCAUCCAGAUGGUGCCUAAUGCAUGUGGUAGAGGAGGGCAGGGGGACCAAAGGGUAUGUUUAACAGGCUUCUUGGUGCUAAACAAGAUGGCAAUCCCUUGGUGCUAAAUCAGAUUUCAGGAGUCUUGGGUGCUUUCUGGAAGGUGUAAUAGGCUGAGUUGUAAUGUACUGUGGAAUUAAUGGUGCUUUAUGUUACAAAAACAAACUCCAAGAACUUUUGUGUGUGUGUAUAUAUAUAUAUAUAUAUAUAUAUAUAUAAAUUCUGUGGUAUUAAACUUUUUUCCCUGGUUGUUUUGCA